CUUUACGUCGGGUUGUGUUUAGCGAUGAAGCUCUGUCUUCUUUUGAGCAGCUUUUGGAUGCAUAUAAUGUGCCUCAAUACUGUAGUCUCUCAGAGGAUACCACUCAACUUUGGAUAUAUUACUACUCUCACUGGUUCCUUUAUAGGGGAUGGAGGCAUACCAGUUGUUGAUAUGGCAUUAAGACUUAUAAAUGAGAGAAAUGAUGUUCUUCAAAAUUAUACACUUAACUAUACAGAUGUGUUGGAUUCAGCAUGUGAUCGUACAAUGUCACUCAAUCAAUUCUUCGAGCUGAUUAAUCGCAAUACGACAUAUAUAUCAUUAUUGGGUUGUGGAUGUUCACCAGCUACUAUACCUGUGGCAGAGCUCAGUCAUUACUGGAAUAUACCACAACUUUCUGUAGUAUCUGCAGCUAAUUCUUUGGACAACCGAAUUAAGUUUAGGAAUUUCUAUCGAACUUCUGUUCCAUUUCAUGAUGUUGGUGAAUCAUUGGGACAGUUAAUGAGAGAAUUUGGUUGGAGGCAGAUGUCAAUUAUAACACAAGAUGAGAGCCUAUUCUCAUUAGUCACUGAAAAUAUUAGCAAUAUUUUUAAUAAUGAAGGAUGGACAUUAGAUAGAUACGAUGUAACAUCAGGACAAAGUCCUCUUCCUUUCUUUGAUAGAAGUGAAACUGGUAGCUUUAGAAUCUUUCAUAUUAAUGCAUAUCAAGAUAUGGCUUAUCAGCUAUUAUGUGAAGCAUAUCAUAGAGGUAUGACUGGUUCUGACUAUUUAUGGAUUAUUCCAAUGUGGUACAAUGAUAAUUGGUGGAUGUCAAGUAGUCCUACAUCAUCUACUAAUCCUUCCUGUACUGAUGCUAUUAUGAUGGAAGUUAUAACAGGAACCAUAGGCUGGAUUCCACGUAAAUAUUUGACGCUGAAUGAAUCUAUUACAACAUUUUCUGGUCUGACACCAAAUGCCUACCUUGGAAAUUAUACAGCUCUACUUCAAGAAUCUCGUUACAGGAAUAUAACAAAGUUUGGAUUUUCUGGAGUUGUUUUUGAUGGAGUUUGGGCAAUAGCUAUUGGAUUAGAUAUAGCAUCUAAGAAGAUAUCAUCUGGUAAUGACAGUGGGUGUGAGAAUGUACCAGGAGAUCUAGUUCCAUUGGAACAAUUUAACUAUGCCAACACAAAACUAGGCUGUAUCUUUAAGAAGAGUUUUAACGAAAUUGAUUUUGUUGGAGUUACUGGUCAAGUCAAGUUCAAUGAAUUUGGUUCUAGAAAUGAUGAAUUUAUACAAUAUCAACAAUAUAGACUAUCAAAUUCAAGAUUGACUAAAGUUCAUUUUGGUUCUGUAUAUGUUGAAGGUCAAAGAAGUUCAUUUGUUUUCAGUAGUGGAGAAUCAAACAGUACACUUUGGAAAGAUGGAAUACCCCCUUAUGAUGGAAUUCCAGAAAGAGGACUGGACCAAAACAGUAUUGCAUUAAUUGUCAUAUAUGAUAUACUUGCUGGAUUUGGCAUAAUAUUUGCUGCUGUUUGUUUCAUUUUCAAUGUUGUCUUCAGAAAUAAGAAAAUAGUAAAAUUAACCAGUCCUAAUUUGAACCACAUCAUAAUACUGGGAUCAGUGCUACUAUAUAUAUGUGUCUUCUUUUAUACAUUUCUUUCAACAGACAAGACAACAGAAGCAGUAUUCUGUAAUGUACGUGUGUGGCUAUUUUCCUUGGGAUAUUGUCUCUGCUUUGGUGUUAUAUUAUCAAAAACAUGGAGGGUUUACCACAUCUUUAACAAUCCAAAGCCAACAAAGAAAGGUGUUAAGGAUUGGUUUCUCUUCCUAAUUGUAUCUUUCAUUAUUGCUAUUGAUGUUUUUAUCAUUCUCAUUGGUACUAUAGUUCCACAAUCAAGACUGACCAGUUUUGAAGUAGUAGAUGGUGAAAAUCCCCAAAUUAUAAAUGAUGAUGGUAAACUACAAAACAACUUUGUGGUGGUUUGCAAUACGAGAACUGAAACUCUUAUCUGGGAGGGACUUUCGUUUGGUUAUAAAGGUAUACUUCAAGUAUUAGCCAUUUUCAUGGCAUUCCACACACGUGGUGUCAAAGUCAGAAUCCUCAAUGAAUCAAAGGAGACUGCUGCAAUCAUAUACAUAAACAGUAUUGUAUUAUUACUACUGACUGUGACUGAGUUUACUCUGGCAACUCGUCAUAAUACCUAUUCUGCAUUGUUUGGAUUAGGAUUACUCAUUGAAGCAUCACUGUUUCUUGGGCUCAUCUUCAUCCCUAAGAUGAUUCAUUUGUAUCUUGAUCCACAAGGAGCAAAAAUAUUUACACAAGCCAACACUUCUAACACUCAUGUAAACACCAUGAUGACAACUAACAGCAUUGAUAAUAAAGAUUCACCUGAAGAAAUUACAGCUAAUUUACGACAGAGAGUAAAGGAAUUGGAACAGGAAAUCUCAAUUAAGAUGAAAGAUCUUAAAAAAUCUUAAAUAAGACUGCUUAUUAUGAUCAGGAGACAAAGAAGUAGAUCUAUAGGAACUAAUUUUAAUUAUAAAUCUAUAAAACAAAUUAUUUAGAAUUUAGAACUUAAUAUUAAUUCAUCAAUCAUUACCACA
Amphimedon queenslandica is the source of this 2580-nucleotide messenger RNA. Its product is annotated as gamma-aminobutyric acid type B receptor subunit 2-like. Bases 25 to 2454 code for a protein of 809 amino acids. Gene Ontology annotation, cellular component: G protein-coupled receptor heterodimeric complex; membrane. Gene Ontology annotation, biological process: G protein-coupled receptor signaling pathway; gamma-aminobutyric acid signaling pathway. The record is from RefSeq and is a predicted model, not a curated record. Gene Ontology annotation, molecular function: G protein-coupled GABA receptor activity. The transcript is spliced from 16 exons. Lineage: Eukaryota; Metazoa; Porifera; Demospongiae; Haplosclerida; Niphatidae.